AUGUUGUUUAUGUCAGUACUAAUCAGUGCUCACAAUGGUUCAGAUGGUCAAGGCGGUCAAAAUGGUCAAGGCGGUCAUAAUGAUCAAGGCGGUCAAAAUGGUCAAGACGGUCAUAAUGGUCAAGGCGGUCAAAAUGGUCGAGAUGAUGACCAUGGUCGAGGUAAUGAUCAUAGAAAUAAUCGAUGUGGUGAUCUCGCAGGUGUCACCUUUCAAAUUAGAAUAAACUAUGGUAGUUUCUCAGCCUACGAAGUAGUGCAAUUUCACGCGGACCACACAACUACUUCAAUUGACAAUACACAAAAUGGUUUCAGUCCACAAGCAGGAGUCGAGCCUCAACCAUUUAGUGCUCAACUUGGAGAAUGGAAAUGUGUUGGAAGAAAUCGAGUUGAAGCUCGCACUGCUAAUUAUAAUUUUCAAGUUACUGGCAGCUCUACUCCAAGUACAGUAGUCAUUAAUAUUCUGAUUUUGAAUUUCAUUGGCAAUUCUGAUUUUGUCAGUGGAACAAUCAGAUUCGACUAUUUUGCACUUAACAGCUUCAUCAAUAAAGCGAAUCCACGACCAUUGCCUGGUCAAUCAUUUGGACCAUUCCCAACAAUUCGAUCACAUUGUACUGUAAUUAUACAUAUUGAUCUGGAUAAUGUUGUCUUGGAUAUCAAAGAUGAUCAUUGUCAUUCAUCUGAAACAGAAGAAAUACUUAUUCGAACAUUCGUACAAGCUGUACAAACACAUGCUAUAAAUGAAUGUACACCUAUCCCGCAAAUCUGUGAUGAAGAAGCAGGAAGAAAAGAUCUAUCAACAUUAUCAAUUGCUGUUUAA
This is a messenger RNA of Rotaria sp. Silwood1, 816 nucleotides long. Lineage: Eukaryota; Metazoa; Rotifera; Eurotatoria; Philodinida; Philodinidae. The record is from the annotation of a GenBank genome assembly.